CCUGAAGUCGAGAUCUGGGGCGUGGGACUCGGCAUGGACCCUUUUCACACAAUCUUAGCUUAGUUCGUCCUAGCUGCUGGCAGGGAAGCUCAAUUUCCUUUUUAGUCGAUGGCGAAUGGGCGCCGUCAUUGGUCCUGGGUGAAAUUGUCUCCGAACAGCUCCAAGUGGGGCCGAGGGCUAGAGCUCAGGUCUUUGCCAGUUGUCUGCAGCUGUGGUCCCUGCCUGGUCUUCCCAGUCGGCAAGGGAACACGAGAGCUUGUCUUGCACCUCACCCUUCCGAACCAGACGACGAAACGACGCAAUGGCUCGAAAACGCAGAGAAACGUCUCCGUCCAGCAUCAAGCUGAAGCAACCGGACCGAUCUGGGCCAACCGAACAGAGCCUCCUUCAGCUCGCCCAGGAGAGAGGCUUAUUCGACAUGGCUCAGCAGAUACAGGAAGCCAACCAAAGGAAGCCAUCCUCAUUGGCCACGGCUGUCGAAGACAGCGAGUCCGGGCUGUCACCGAGCGUCGAGAGGAUUCUCGACACAUUGCUCUGGACAGUCAGCUUGUCCAUGCUGCACUUCUCGCUCGACGUGCUGGUUCAGAGCCAGUACGCCGUCGAAAUAUCGUGGUGGCAGGUCUCUCAGCGUGCCGCCCAGGCAUUCCUAGUCUUCAGCAUGCUCUUCUACGUGCUACAUGCCCACCCUUCUAACCCGACCAUCCUCCCCGGCCUCGCUUCCCGCUUCCAACCUGCCUUUCGACAGGCAGUUUUCUUCGUCGCAGGCACAUGCGCCGGGUGUUAUCUUAUACACAUUAGCAACAGACAUGGAUAUUUGGCAGUCAUGAAGCAGUCUCCGCCCCUGGGCUGCAUUUGGGUCUGGUCGGUCAUCGAACUCAACUUGCCCCUGGCAGUCCUUAGCGUGGGGUCUGCGGCAUUGUUCCUGUGGCAGGGAGAGUAUGGUUUUAAGUAAUAAGCAGCGCGUGGUUCUCUGUCACCGCGACCUCCGUCUCACUGUUGGCGUGCUCAUCCUUCUGGACUCGUAGGGAGCUUUGGCGGCAUUGCCACUGCUGGCCUGAAAGACGUAAUCACUUGGCGGUUUUUGUGAUUUCGACAAUGCAGACGCUGCG
Phialemonium atrogriseum is the source of this 1109-nucleotide messenger RNA. RefSeq lists its product as uncharacterized. Bases 302 to 952 code for a protein of 216 amino acids. NCBI's taxonomy places the organism in Eukaryota, Fungi, Ascomycota, Sordariomycetes, Cephalothecales, Cephalothecaceae. The record is from RefSeq and is a predicted model, not a curated record. The transcript has 2 exons.